CUGGCUAUUGUGUGCGCUAAGCCGUGGGGGCUUUGUCGGGCGGGCGGGCGGUCUUUGUCCCCGCCGGGCCUCUUUGGGGGUCCCGCUCUAUUUUUGACACAUGAUUAGACGCGAUGGCCAAAUUGUUGGUUGGCGCAAGACCGACUUGACGGAGAGCAAACACCGACGUUGACUUGAAGAAAUGUAGAGAGAUUUUUGUUCAAAGGUCAUGGGCUCCAGAGCUGGCUGGCAACUGUUUAACUGGAAGAUAAGCGGCGGGGAAGACAAAGCGCCGAUGACUGGAGCUGACUGACGCCUCGGCGGCACAAUCUCAUUCUCUUCUCCUGACGAAGACAAAGCCAAGCGCAGGAUGUGGAGCAAGUUGCGCAACUAUCGGCGUUUGCUCUUCAUCGUGGUGACGCCGCCACUGCUGCUUCCUCUUCCUCUCCUCGUCGCCACCAAGGAGUCGCGCUGCGCCUUCGUUCUUCUUCUGAUGGCCGUCUUCUGGACCACCGAAGUCAUCCCGCUGCCCAUCACCGCCUUGUUCCCCGCCGUCCUCUUUCCAGCGUUUGGCAUCAUGACGUCAUCGCAGGUGGCCACGGCGUACUUCAGGGACUUCCAUUUGCUGUUGGUGGGCGUGGUGUGCCUGUCCACCGCCAUUCAGAAGUGGGGGCUCCACCGCAGGACGGCCCUGCGUCUGGUGGGCGCCGUGGGCGUGGAGCCGGCCCGCCUGACGCUGGGCUUCAUGUCGGCCUGCGCCUUCCUCUCCAUGUGGGUGCACAACACCUCGGCCGUUACCAUGGUGAUGCCCAUCGCCGAGGCCGUCCUCCGCCAGAUCCGGGGGGCGCUCGAGCCGGGACGCAAAGACUGUCACCCGCGACCGGACGGUAAGCGACGGCGCCCCCUUUCAGGUGCUUUUCAGGACGACUUUCAUGGUUGACUUUUCCCAAAAAUGCAGAUUUCCGAUGAUGGCCGGCAGGUGGCGCGCGCGACGGCGCUCCCCGGCGACCUGAUGGUGGGCAAGGCCAUGUGCAUCGGCGUGGCCUACGCCUCCAACAUCGGCGGCAUCGCUACCUUGCCGGGAACGUCGCCCAACCUCAUCUUCUCCGAGUAUCUGCAGCAGAUUUACCCCGAAUGCGAGCGCCUCAACUUUGGUACUUGGAUGGCGUUGUGUUUGCCCAUCAGCCUGCUGGUGUUGCUGCUCACGUGGGCGUGGCUCUGCUGGCUCUUCAUCGGCUCCGACGUUGGGUCGCUACGGCGAUGCCGAGGAGAGCGCUCCGAGAGGGAACAAGCCACCAGGAAAGUCAUCCGAGACCAGUACAAAGCGCUCGGACCCAUCAGCGGUCAGGAGGUCUUCACGCAGGUGGUCUUCUUGCUGAUGGUCUCCUUGUGGCUGACGCGAUCGCCGGGCUUCGUUCCGGGCUGGGCCGCCGCCUUCCCCGGUCACGCCGAGCACGUGAGCGACGCCACCGUGGCUCUGGUCCUGGGACUUCUCUUCUUCCUGGUGCCCGCCCACGGACCCAGCCGCCCAUAUGAGAGCAUGAUCUCCUGGGAGGAGUUCCAGGCCUCCAUGCCGUGGAAAGUGUGUCUUUUGGUGGGAGGAGGCUUCGCCCUGGCCGAAGGUACAAAGGAGUCGGGUUUGUCCCAGUGGGUUUCGGAUCUUCUGUCCCCUCUGGGCCAUCUCCCGCCACUGGCUACCAUGACCGUGACUUGCAUCAUUGUCACCACGGUAACCGAACUGGCCAGCAACGCCACCACCAUCAGCAUCUUCCUGCCCAUCCUCUCGCCGCUGGCGGAAGGCAUCGGCAUCAACCCCUUGGCCCUGCUGAUCCCGGCCACGCUGUGCACGUCCUUCUCCUUCCUGCUGCCGGCGUCCAAUCCUCCCAACGCCGUGGUUUUCGCCUACGGACACUUUAGCGUGGCGGACAUGGUGAAGGCGGGGCUGGGCGCCAACGUGAUCGGCCUCUUGGCAGUGGUGUUGGCCGUCAGCACCUGGGGCGUGCCUUUGUUCUCUCUGGAUACGUAUCCCCAUUGGGCGCCGCAGUCGAACGCCACCGCGCCGUGACGCAUGCUGACGGGUGCGUCACCAUGUGUAUUUUGAGUUUGAUUCCUUGCUUUUUAACUCAUCCUUUUUGUAGGAACGCCAUAGUAGUAAAGACAGGGGGAAAAACAAGAGUUGGAGAAAUUGUCCAACGUACAGUGGACGCAGCUCACUUGAGGUCCAGAUUUUUUUUGGGGGUAACAUUACAAUUGUCACACAGCAUCGGUACAAUAUUUCUGUCAUUUCAACCCAAUAAAUGUGUUGAAAUUGUUUUCAAA
This is a messenger RNA of Syngnathus acus (greater pipefish), 2298 nucleotides long. It is a transcript of the gene slc13a1, whose product is annotated as solute carrier family 13 member 1. Gene Ontology annotation, molecular function: sodium:sulfate symporter activity. Gene Ontology annotation, cellular component: membrane. The record is from RefSeq and is a predicted model, not a curated record. The transcript has 12 exons. Lineage: Eukaryota; Metazoa; Chordata; Actinopteri; Syngnathiformes; Syngnathidae. Gene Ontology annotation, biological process: monoatomic anion transmembrane transport.